Medicago truncatula (barrel medic) is the source of this 751-nucleotide messenger RNA. RefSeq lists its product as uncharacterized. Gene Ontology annotation, molecular function: protein folding chaperone; protein-folding chaperone binding. Lineage: Eukaryota; Viridiplantae; Streptophyta; Magnoliopsida; Fabales; Fabaceae. Gene Ontology annotation, cellular component: nucleus; cytoplasm. Bases 154 to 558 code for a protein of 134 amino acids. The record is from RefSeq and is a predicted model, not a curated record. The transcript has 6 exons.
AACCCACCUUACGUGAGCUUUGUAUUGGUGGUAGGAACAUAACGAGAAGAACAAGUUUCUCUUUUUCCCAUUGUUUCUUGCAACUAAGGUGUUAAAUGUUGUCAGUGUUACAAUCAUUGACACCGUCGUGUCGUGUGUGUAUCGCUGACACAAAUGGACGCUAAUGAAGCCAGAAUUCUCCUUGGUUUCCCACCCAAUUCGAAUCCAUCUCCUUCCCAGGUUAAAUCAGCUUACAAACAGAAGGUGUGGGAAUCUCACCCUGACUUAUUUCCAUCUCAUGAGAAGCCUCAUGCUGAGUCCAAGUUCAAAUUGAUUUCCGAAGCUUAUACAUGUCUAUUACCCGGUGGUAGAGGAGAAGCUUCAACUUCAGCUGAAUAUUGGCGAGUUGUGAGAACUGGAGUUCCAAGGGCCAAUGGAGGAAGAAAAAAUCAUGCCAUGAUUAAAGUUCCAUUCCUUUUACUUAUUCUAGGAACAGUUGCACUUGGAGGGUUUAAUGCUUCAAGGGCUUACAAAAGGCAGAAGGAGGACUACCCUUCACACAAUCCAUUUCUUCCUUGAUGACCUCCCGAGCAGGAAUCAUGCCUGGAACUGCAUACACUCCAAUUGCAAUCGAUGGCUAAUACUUAAUAUACUCCUACAAUAUAUUUAAAUGUAAGCGAAAAUGAAUAAUUUGAGUCAAUAAAAGUUAGAUGAUCAGUGAUUGUAAAAUGAACUCAUCCUUGAUUCAAUACAAGCUGAUUCUUUGAAGGGA